CUUAUGUGCACAUUUCACGGCAGAGCCCUCUCUUAAUCUGACAGUGGCUGAUAAUUAAUCUUAUUCACCCAGCUGCUGCAAUAGGAUUAUAAAGAGGGGAAGUGCGUCACAAGGCUCCUUGGAAAUUGAGGAAUGCAAUUCUGCCACCAUGAUGGAAGGAUUGAAAAAGCGUACAAGGAAGGCCUUUGGAAUACGGAAGAAGGAAAAGGACACUGAUUCCACAGGAUCACCAGACAGGGAUGGAAUUCUUCCCAGCCCUCAUCCUCAUGAGCCACCCUUCAAUAACAAACCAGAGUGUGCACGUGAAGGAGGAAAAAAAAUUUCGAAGAAAAGUAAUGGAGCUCCAAAUGGAUUUUAUGCAGAGAUUGACUGGGAAAGAUAUAAUUCACCUGAGCUUGAUGAAGAGGGAUACAGCAUCAGACCAGAAGAACCAGGCUCUACCAAAGGAAAGCACUUUUAUUCCUCAAGCGAAUCAGAAGAAGAAGAGGAGUCACACAAGAAAUUUAACAUUAAGAUUAAGCCUUUGCAGGCUAAAGACAUUCUUAAGAGUGCAGCAACUGUAGAUGAAUUGAAAGCGUCAAUAGGCAACAUCGCACUUUCUCCAUCUCCAGUGAGGAAAAGUCCGAGGCGCAGCCCGGGUGCAAUUAAAAGGAAUUUGUCCAGUGAAGAGAUAGCAAGACCUAGGCGUUCAACACCAACUCCAGAACUUGUAAGCAAAAAAGCCCCGGAUGAUCCUUCAGCCCUUGCCCCACUGUUUGGCCCACCACUGGAGUCAGCAUUUGAGGAACAAAAGUUGGAAGCUCCUUUAGAUCAGACAGAGAUAUGGGGUUCUGUCCAGCCAGUGAAUUCCAGUCUAGAUUCUCCAAAGCUACCAAGACCUUUUCCAACUGGAACACCUCCACCACUUCCACCAAAAAACAUUCCAGCUACACCACCUAGGACUGGUUCUCCCUUAACAGUUGGAAUAGGAAGUGACCAGACAGCAACAGAGGUCAAAAGUGACAAACUACCAUCCAUCAAUGACUUGGACAGCAUUUUUGGCCCAGUGUUGUCCCCCAAGUCUAUUGCUGUUAACGCAGAAGAUAAGUGGGUCAAUUUUUCUGAUCAGUCCCCGGAAAACGUAACAGCAGAGUUGACUUCAAGGGAAAAAGUGGUGUCCCCACCUGUGGCAUCAGAAAUCCCAGCUGAAUCUCCAGCUGUUGAAACCUCCCGCAAUGUUCCAUCACCUCUCAAUUUAGAAGAGGUUCAGAAGAAAAUUUCUGAGCAAACCCACGUUAAAGAUGAUAACUUAGAAACAACAGCAUCUCCUAAAGAUUUUGGGUUGGGACAGAGAGCUACACCACCUCCCCCUCCACCACCUACCUACAGAACAGUGGUGUCAUCACCUGGACCCAGCCCUAUCAGUGGCACAGGAAGCACCAGUGGUUCUUCAUCUCCGGCUCGCCCAGCAACUCCACUGGCUGCCUGCAGCAGCCCCACACCACCGCCUCCUCCACCUCGGCCCCCAUCUCGGCCAAAACUGCCUCCAGGGAAGCCUGGAGUUGGUGAUGUGUCCAGGCCUUUUAGCCCUCCUAUUCACUCAUCCAGUCCUCCUCCGGUAGCACCUUUAGCCCGUGCUGAAAGUACUUCUUCCAUAUCAUCCACCAAUUCCUUGAGUGCAGCCACUACUCCCACAGUUGAGAAUGAACAGCCUUCCCUCGUUUGGUUUGACAGAGGAAAGUUUUAUUUGACUUUUGAAGGCUCUUCUAGGGGACCCAGUCCAUUGACAAUGGGGGCACAGGAUACCCUCCCUGUAGCGGCAGCAUUCACAGAAACUGUUAAUGCAUACUUCAAAGGAGCGGAUCCUAACAAAUGUAUAGUGAAGAUAACUGGAGAAAUGGUGCUGUCGUUUCCUGCAGGAAUUACCAGACAUUUCGCCAAUAAUCCAGCCCCGUCUGUUCUAACCUUCCGUGUGAUAAAUUACAACAGGUUAGAACACGUCCUGCCAAAUCCCCAACUUCUCUGCUGUGACAGUACACAAACUGAUGCCAACACAAAGGAAUUCUGGGUAAACAUGCCAAAUCUGAUGACUCAUCUAAAAAAAGUGUCUGAACAGAAACCACAAGCAACAUAUUACAAUGUGGAUAUGCUCAAAUACCAGGUAUCUGCCCAGGGUAUUCAGUCUACUCCAUUAAACCUUGCAGUGAGCUGGCGGUGUGAAUCUACAAGCACUGACCUUCGCAUUGACUACAAAUAUAAUACAGAGGCAAUGACUACACCAGUAGCUCUAAACAAUGUCCAGUUCCUAGUUCCCAUAGAUGGAGGAGUAACGAAACUUCAAGCUGUGCUUCCACCUGCUGUUUGGAAUGCUGAACAGCAAAGAAUAUUGUGGAAGAUUCCUGAUAUCUCGCAAAAAUCAGAAAAUGGAGGUGUGGGUUCUUUGCUGGCAAGAUUCCAGCUAUCUGACGGACCAAGCAAACCUUCGCCACUGGUAGUGCAGUUUACGAGUGAAGGGAGCACUCUCUCCAGCUGUGAUAUCGAACUUGCUGGAGCAGGAUACCGGUUUUCACUCAUUAAAAAGAGAUUUGCAGCAGGAAAAUACUUGGCUGAUAACUAGUGGAAGCUUAUGCAAGUAUAUGGAAAAUCCAUAUAAUCAAGGACUGCUGUGUGGAACGGGUUUGAAUUACGGUUUAAGGGAAAUGAACUAAAUCCUGCACUUGGGGCACUUCUGUUGGAAGUGUCAGCGACUUUCAGCAUUUUUUUCCUGAGAAGACACCGUCUUGACCAGUCCGACAGUAUUUACUUCUAGAUGUAACAUUGUUAAUGGUUUUAAAAUGUAAUUAUUGUAUUUGUAAAUUGUACUCAUUCCAGUAAGGCUGUAUUUUGGCAGUUAGACACUUGAGUUUUAGAAUUUUACCAUUCAUGAAAUGGAUGUAAUUUAAACUGUGGUAUACAAAUUUAAUAGUAGUACUGUUGAAUGGCACAAUGCUUACAGAGGUAGAUUACAUUUUGUCAAUAUAUAUACGAUUUAAAUACAAUACUGGUAGCUGUUAAAAAGGGGGUGCCUCAUGAAAAAAGAGAGUUAAGUAGAACCUGCAAACGGAUUUACUUUUUCUUCGGUCCUUAGUAUGUCUUAUAAUAGUGCUAAAUAAAAGGUCUAUCUUCAUUUGUUUAGCUGGUUUAACUGCAAAAGAAUAUUUUAAUAAAUGCUGAGGUUAUAACCUAUUUUCUCCCAAAAAACCCCAAUCAACCAAAAUACUAAAACGCAAUGUCCAUACUUCUUAAAAUACUUAUUUCAAACUUCAUAACAAAUAAUGCAACUUUUCCAAACACUGUCUUCUACUUUUAUGGACUCUUGUUUCUUCUCAAUCUUCUGACACUUCACAAAUGUAUAGAUUCUUAAAGAAGCAGGCAAUUUAAGACUCCGAGCCUACAGGAGUCUGUAUGUCCACAGAUAGUAAUUGUAUUAAAGGGCACAUUUUCAGCAACCGCCUCCACUUUUGCAAGGCUGUUUGUUGGGGAAUUUUGGAGCACCCUAUGUAAGAUGCUUCACAGACAUGUAAGAAAAGUUCCUUGUCUCAAUAAUUAAGAACCUAAGCAAGCAAACAACCCCCCCCCACACACAAAGAUAACUGGAGAAAGAAUGCAAUAUAACCCUACUAUGUAGCCCUGAUACUGCACUUUUUAUCCAUAGAUCAUAAAGUGCUUUAUACAAGUGAAGAAGGAUUUAGCUCUGUUUUACACAUGGAGAAACUGAGGCACUGAAAAUUUAAGUCCUGCCCAAGGUGACAGGGUUGAGUCAAUGGCAGAGUCAGAAAUAGAACACAGGUCUCCUAACUCACUGUCUUUUAUCUUGUCAACUGGACAAUUUUGUGUUGUGCAAAGACUGAGUAGUUACAAUGGUUAUAUUUCAAAUAUUUUGAACUGA
This is a messenger RNA of Mauremys mutica (yellowpond turtle), 3907 nucleotides long. RefSeq names its product SH3GL interacting endocytic adaptor 1 (gene SGIP1). Bases 149 to 2596 code for a protein of 815 amino acids. The record is from RefSeq and is a predicted model, not a curated record. Gene Ontology annotation, biological process: clathrin-dependent endocytosis; clathrin coat assembly; synaptic vesicle endocytosis. Gene Ontology annotation, cellular component: plasma membrane; cytoplasm; clathrin-coated pit. NCBI's taxonomy places the organism in Eukaryota, Metazoa, Chordata, Testudines, Geoemydidae. The transcript is spliced from 26 exons.